CCACUCUAGGCAUUUAACAAGAAACUCUUAAUUCGUCGCAGCAAGAUGAAAAGCAACUUGUUUAUCUUCUUAUACUUCUGUUGGUUACUUUUUUUCUUUGUUGGGGCAAUUGAACCUCCCAAACAUGAGAAACAAUGUAUAUACAAAAUUGGUAAAACAAAAGAAACAAGAGCAAGUCUUGGGUUAGAUGGUUAUGCAACGUAUCAAGGCGGAGUUGGAGUCUGGAAUAGCGGUGGAAGCGACACCGGUGGUAUCUUAAACUUUCCCAACAUUAUUAAAGGUGCAAAUGAUAACGGAAAUAUCAUACAGUUUCCGGGAGGUGGAGGUAAAAAGAAUGGUGGUGGUAGAAAUAGAAUUUUGGGACACAAGUCAAGUGUGGGUAAAGUCUCUAUGAAAAACUAAUGUAUAACAUAUCCUAUAUGGUGACAUAGUUUCUAAUGUUAUGUUGAUAUAAAUAAAAGCAAAUAAAGCAAGGAGCUUAUAGAUAGAAUAAUCAAUAAUGUAAAGAUUGGUUCAAAUGGCCACGAUAAAAUAUAAUUAUGUCAUUCAAAGGAAGCUGGUUAGUCAAAAAUUGAAAGAUAUUUUACAAUUGG
This is a messenger RNA of Vicia villosa (hairy vetch), 593 nucleotides long. RefSeq lists its product as uncharacterized. The record is from RefSeq and is a predicted model, not a curated record. The coding region runs from base 46 to 402 and encodes 118 amino acids. The transcript is spliced from 2 exons. Lineage: Eukaryota; Viridiplantae; Streptophyta; Magnoliopsida; Fabales; Fabaceae.